AUGAUGGCCGGGGCCCGCCUCUCCCAGGUCCGCAUCCCAGCGGUCGCCGCGUGGCUCCUUUGCUUGCUCGGCCUCCUGGGCACCGAGGCCGGGCCGCCGCCCGUGCCCCCCGGUCUGCUCACGGCCGACAACUGCCUGGACCGCUUUACCCCCGGGGUGCCUGCCUUCGUGCUCGACACCGACGCCUCGGUGAGAAACGGCGCCACCUUCCUGCGCUCCCUCACCGUGCGUCGCGGCCGGGACUGCGUGCACGUCUGCUGCAGCUCCAACGACUGCAAUCUGGCGCUGGUGGAGUUGCAGCCCGACGGCGGGGAGGACGCCAUCGCCUCCUGCUUCCUCAUCAACUGCCUCUACGAGCAGAACUUCGUGUGCAAGUUCGCGCCCAGGGAGGGCUUCAUCAACUACCUCACGCGGGAGGUUUACCGCUCCUACCUCGAGCUGCGGACCCAGGGCUUCGGAGGGUCCCGGAUCCCCAAGGCCUGGGAAGGCACAGACUUGAAGGUACAGCCACAGGAACCCCUGGUGCUGAAGGGUGUGGAGAACACAGACUGGCACCUACUGCAGGGUGACACAGACGUCAGGGUAGAGAGGAAUGAUCCAGACCAGGUGGAGCUGUGGGGACUCAAGGAAGGCAGCUACCUGUUCCAGCUGACGGUGGCCGGUUCAGACCAGCCAGAGAGCACGUCCAACAUCACAGUCACCGUGCUGUCCCCCAAGCAGACAGAAGAAUAUUGCCUCGCAUCCAGCAAGGUGGGCCGCUGCCGUGGUUCCUUCCCCCGCUGGUACUACGACCCCACAGAGCGGAUCUGCAAGAGUUUCGUUUAUGGAGGUUGUCUGGGCAACAAGAACAACUACCUUUGGGAAGAAGAGUGCGAGCUCGCCUGCCGCAACGUGCAAGGCCCCUCAGUGGAAAGGCAUCAUCCAGUGUGCUCUGGCACCUGUCACUCCAACAAGUUCCGCUGCAGUGAUGGCUGCUGCAUCGACAGCUUCCUGGAGUGUGAUGACACCCCCGACUGCCCUGACGCCUCAGAUGAGGCCACCUGUGAAAAAUAUACCAGAGGCUUCGAUAAACUCCAGAGGAUCCAUUUCCCCAGGGACAAAGGCCACUGCGUGGACCUGCCAGACACAGGCCUCUGCUUGGAGAGCAUCCCCCGCUGGUACUACAACCCGUUCACUGAACACUGCGCCCGCUUUACCUAUGGCGGUUGCUAUGGCAACAAGAACAACUUUGAGGAUGAGGAGCAGUGCCUUGAGUCCUGUCGUGGCAUCUCCAAGAAGGAUGUGUUUGGUCUGCGGCGGGAAAGCCCCAUUCCCAACACAGGCUCCGUGGAGGUGGCCAUUGCAGUGCUCCUGGGCACCUGCAUCGUGGUGGUGGUAGCCAUCCUGGGUUACUGCUUCUUCAAGAACCAGAGGAAGGGCUUCCACAGACACCGCCACCACCACCCCCCACCCUCUACCCCCACCAGCUCCAAGGUAUCCACCACCGAGGACAUGGAGCAUCUGGUCUACUACCAAACAACCCGACCCCUCUGA
Mesoplodon densirostris (Blainville's beaked whale) is the source of this 1533-nucleotide messenger RNA. RefSeq names its product serine peptidase inhibitor, Kunitz type 1 (gene SPINT1). Gene Ontology annotation, molecular function: protein binding; serine-type endopeptidase inhibitor activity. The record is from RefSeq and is a predicted model, not a curated record. The coding region runs from base 1 to 1533 and encodes 510 amino acids. The transcript is spliced from 10 exons. Lineage: Eukaryota; Metazoa; Chordata; Mammalia; Artiodactyla; Ziphiidae.